CGACUCACUGGUCUUGGCAACCAUGACAUCCAUAAUACAAAACUGUCCCAUUCCCGAACCAGGCAUCUCUAAUACGAAAUCCGCUCCCCACGCCAUUCCACCAUGCCUCUUGCAAGUCACGUCAACCCUGAGGAUAUCGUCCAACGAUUGCAGGCAACCCACAUCACGCCCGCCGGACACGCCAACAUUCUUAGCCAUGCCACCUCUGCACACAUCCAGCCCUAUGAUAGUCGCUACACCAGCCAAACAAACAUCCCCAAGUACAAAAUCCCCGAUGAAGGUGCCCCGGGAGAUACCGUUUUCCAAAUGAUCAGGGAUGAACUGGAUCUCGAUGGAAAGCCCAACCUCAACCUGGCGAGCUUCGUCGGUACUUGGAUGGAACCUAAUGCCACCCAGCUCAUGCAAGAGAACCUGUCCAAAAACCUGUCUGAUGCAGACGAGUACCCCGCCAUGAUGGACAUGCACCAGCGCUGCAUUAGCAUCAUCUCGCACCUCUGGGGCGUCCAGCCUGGCGAGAAGGCUAUUGGUUCUGCGACCACCGGCUCGUCAGAGGCCAUCCACCUCGGCGGCCUCGCCAUGAAGCGGAGAUGGCAGAUCAAGCGCAAGGAGCAGGGCAAGGACGCCUCAAAACCCAACAUCCUCAUGGGCUCCAACGCCCAAGUUGCUCUCGAGAAAUUCGCGCGCUACUUUGACGUCGAGGCCCGCAUCCUGCCGGUCAGCAAGAAGAGCCACUACCGCCUGGAUCCGGCCCUUGUGAGGGAGAACGUGGACGAAAACACCAUCGGCGUCUUCGUCAUCCUUGGCAGCACGUACACGGGCCACUAUGAGCCGGUCGAGGAGAUUUCCCAGAUCCUUGACAAGUACCAGGACGAGACCGGCAUCGAUAUCCCUAUCCACGUCGACGCUGCGUCUGGUGGUUUCAUUGCCCCUUUCACCCACGCAGGUGUCGGCGGGUCCAAAUGGAACUUCGAACUCCCUCGUGUCAAGUCAAUCAACGUCUCCGGGCACAAGUAUGGCCUCGUCUACGCCGGCCUGGGCUGGAUCAUCUGGCGCGACCAGUCCUUCCUGCCAGAGGACCUCAUUUUCGAGCUGCACUACCUCGGCGGCACCGAAAAGUCCUUUACCCUGAAUUUCUCUCGCCCUGGCGCUCAGGUCAUCGUCCAGUACUACAACCUCAUCCACCUGGGCUUCGACGGUUACCGCUCCAUCAUGGAAAACUGUCUCUCCAACGCUCGCCUUCUUGCCCAGAGCCUAGAGGCCACAGGAUGGUACACCGUCGUGUCCGACAUCCACCGUCGUGCCCCCCACAAGGCAGCCAGCGGCACCGCGAAGUCGAUUGUCGGCCAGGCCGCCAGCACUGUCGGAGGCGAAGAUGCGGUGCCAGGGGAGACGUCUGCCGAUUAUGUAGCCGGCCUUCCUGUCGUCUCUUUCCGCCUGACGGACGAGUUCAAGAAGAAGUACGAGCACAUUAAGCAGGAGACCAUCUCCCUCAUGCUCCGCGCCCGCGGCUGGAUCAUCCCCAACUACCCGCUCCCGCCCAACGAGGAGAAGAUUGAGAUCCUUCGGGUCGUCAUCCGCGAGACCAUGACCUUUGACCUGCUCGAGCGUCUGCUCACGGACAUCGCCGAGGUCACCGAGGCGCUCAUCGAAAACGAUGAAAUUGAUCUGCAGGUGUUGAAGAAGCACCACAGCCGCAAACGGGUACACGUCAAGGACGAUGAGACGAAGAACAAGAAGAAGGACGGCGCGAAGGGCGCGGUUACGGAGUCCGGAAACGAGGUCAAGUCGAUGAAGGACGGUAUUCAUCGUGCCGUGUGUUGAGACCUGGUGCCCAUGAUUUCGGAUGAGUACGGACUUGUAUUGUAUUAUUCAUGUCAGAAAUAGCGAAAAAUGUCAAGAUUCUCUCACUUGAAACCAAUCUAGGGCCAAUCAGCAUAUGAUUGCACGAGGUCAUAUUGCUACGUGAGCUGGCCGAGUGCAAUCUGCAUGCAGCAAUUCUACUGCCGUCCCGGAGAUCAUGAUUCUCAAGCCACUUAUGUCUACCAACAUGUGGCAUAUAGCCUCCUAAAGUCAUUGCAUGAAUGUUUUCAUGUGCAAUGUCGACGGCCUUGCCGUGGCGUUUGAGCGGCUACCCGGGAGGAUGAAAACCCUUCACGGCCUGCUUCGCCUGCAGUCCGUCGGGCGAGCUGUUGCUUCCAACCCGAACCGCAUGUUGCCAGACGAUCUCU
Molecule: messenger RNA, 2228 nt
Organism: Colletotrichum destructivum
Lineage: Eukaryota; Fungi; Ascomycota; Sordariomycetes; Glomerellales; Glomerellaceae
Product: Putative pyridoxal phosphate-dependent decarboxylase, pyridoxal phosphate-dependent transferase
Exons: 4
Coding region: 103-1821 (572 amino acids)
Biological process (GO): L-glutamate catabolic process
Cellular component (GO): cytosol
Molecular function (GO): glutamate decarboxylase activity; pyridoxal phosphate binding
Source: RefSeq, a predicted model, not a curated record